AAAUUCUUAAAACAUUUGGACAGUCAUCCAAAAACAAAAUAAACUCCAAACGUAUUCUUCCAUAUCUUAAGAGUUUUCCUUCCAAUACCUACUCCAAACGUACUCCAUAAACGCUCAUGUAAUCCGUGUGCACAAGAAAUUCAGCAAUGGCCCAAAUAAACAGAAGAUUGUAAAUUCAAAUACUUUUUAACAGUUAAUUCAGCCUUCAGGGUGAAAUAUGGGAGGAGCCCGGGACCCUGUGAAUUGAAAGCUAAUGGAAUGCAAGAUGAUUAAUGUGACAGUGAUUAGAGGGUGGUGCAUUGCAGCAAAACCCUUGAAAUCUUUUUUACUCCAACACAAGCCCACAAGACCAAUUCAUUCGCUUACCCUUUCUAUUUAUCCUUUGCAAAAGCUGAACCCCUUAAUGGAGAGCAGGACCAGAAGAUCUUUAAACACUUCCACUCAUAGCUCUCUUUCUAAAUCAGAAGCAGAGACAUCUUCCACCGCUGUGCAGUCGUCUACCCCACAUAAAUCAAAAGUCAAAUUCUGCCAAUCCUGUGGAGGGCCGACUAAGCAAAGUAUCCCAGCAGGCGAGGAAAAGAUGAGAGCAGUGUGCACACUUUGUGGGAAUGUUUUCUAUGAGAACCCCAAAAUGGUUGUUGGUUGCCUAGUAGAGCACAAUGAUAAGGUGCUGCUUUGCAAGCGGAAGAUACAACCAUCUUAUGGCCUUUGGACCCUUCCAGCAGGCUUUCUGGAAGUGGGAGAAUCUGCAGCAGGAGGAGCAGCUAGAGAAACACUGGAAGAAGCAUGUGCAGAAGUUGAAGUUGUCUCACCAUUUGCUCAACUAGACAUUCCCUUUAUUGGACAAAGCUAUGUUAUUUUUCGAGCCCAAUUCAAGAUACCUCACUUUUCUCCAGGUCCAGAAUCUUUAGAAUGUGCAAUGUUCAGCUUGGAUGAAAUACCAUUUGACUCCUUGGCAUUUUCGUCAGUAUAUGUGACAUUGAAAAUGUAUGUUGAAGAUGUUAAGGCUGGAAAAUUUUGCUUCCACUAUUGCACGAUUGAACGAAGACCAGAAGCCAGUCCGUCUGAUCUGCAAGGUUUCCUUGUUACCCAAGAAAUGUGUUCCUGAAUGCCAAGCUUGCUGACGAAGCUCUUUUGAGAAGUGAACAAUGGGAAAAAUGUUCAUCAAUCUCUUCUUGGGAAGAGAAAUUUUAUACCUUGUAGUCUAUAUCAAAAACAUUAGUUAAAGAAUAAAGAAAUACCAAUUGCUAUGCUUGUAGAUUUAACAACCAUGCAACAAUCACAUCACAAAUGUUAAGUACUCUAAAUAACACCAGGAUACAACCUUGGAGUUUCAUAUGGUCAAAACAACAGUGGACCAGUAUUUUUUCACAGGUUUGUUUGGCUGAUUCUAGAGCAAUAAUUCCGAAAGAUCUAGAUACACAAAUUGUCCAUUCAUAGUGUAGAGCAUGGAAAUUUAUAAUCAUAAUCAUUUGUGAAGCUUAAACUCCAAAGCAUUUAUUCAGAAGCCAGAAACUGAAAUCUAAGUCUGUUUGUAGGUAAUUCAUUUGAACUUCUAAACUUAUGCAUCUGGGGUCUGGAUUGAAAGUCCUCAGUGCUCAACCUGUUUUGGAUCAUUCAGAAAUCUCUAUGCUUGGGCUUACUAGUCUCUUGCAAAAACAUUUUCAUUUACGUAUGAAAUAUACUAAUAGGCAAGAUAUAUUCUCCUUUCAAAUUCUUCA
Cryptomeria japonica (Japanese cedar) is the source of this 1721-nucleotide messenger RNA. Its product is annotated as nudix hydrolase 23, chloroplastic. The transcript is spliced from 7 exons. Bases 254 to 1108 code for a protein of 284 amino acids. The record is from RefSeq and is a predicted model, not a curated record. NCBI's taxonomy places the organism in Eukaryota, Viridiplantae, Streptophyta, Pinopsida, Cupressales, Cupressaceae.